Messenger RNA from Vespa mandarinia (Asian giant hornet), 1469 nucleotides. RefSeq names its product pyrroline-5-carboxylate reductase 1, mitochondrial. Gene Ontology annotation, biological process: L-proline biosynthetic process. Gene Ontology annotation, molecular function: pyrroline-5-carboxylate reductase activity. Lineage: Eukaryota; Metazoa; Arthropoda; Insecta; Hymenoptera; Vespidae. The record is from RefSeq and is a predicted model, not a curated record.
AGAAUCAAAAGUAACAUCAGCCUGAUCAUUUGAUUAAUUUGUAUUCUGAUCGGUAGUCGUUAAUAGUACAUUAAUUUCAAUUGAAGAUUAUGUAAAUCGUAUUGCAGUCAAUACAUUAUUUAUAACAAAUUUGUUAUUAUAUAUCGUCAGUAUACGUAAUUGAUUGCUUGAGUUUCGAACAAAGUGACAUUACGAAAGAAUUUCCUGAUAAAUCAGUACAAACAACGAUCUAAUUCUGCUCUAUACUUCUUGAUAUAAGUCUGAUAAAGAUCUCUUCCAAUAAAUUUUAUAAAAAUUCUUUGUCUAUCGCCGAAAUGAGAUCGACCAUUAUAUUGCGAACGAUGAAGUUUGUUAAAGCAACACGCCGAUUUCAACGGCGAUUAAACGUUAGAAAUGUAAGCGAUCAACAUUUUGCUGGGAUUGAAGAAAAAAAGAAGAAGAUCGAUAAGAUGUUUAAAAUUGGUUUUUUUGGUGCAGGAAAAAUGGCUCAAGCAUUGGCCAAGGGUUUUAUUAGAGCUGGUUUAAGUAAAGGUGAUAUGAUGCUUGCUAGUUGUCUUCCAAAUGAUGUAGGCAGCAUCGAAAAUUUCAAGGAUAUAGGAUCAAAAACUGUAUUCAAUAAUUCAGCUAUAAUCGAUCACGGCGAAAUUUUAAUUUUAGCCGUGAAACCGCAAGUAGUACCGAUGAUAUUACCAGAAUUAAAGAAUUGUUCAAAAUUAUUACUUUCUAUAGCUAUGGGCAUUCCAAUUUCAAGAUUAGAAAAGGCUUUGCCAAAAGGAACUCCAGUGAUACGAGUAAUGCCUAAUACACCUGCUCUCGUUGGUUGUGGUGCUACAGUAUUUAGUCGUGGUACACAUGCAGGAGAUAAAGAGGCAGAAAUUGUUAAGAAAUUAUUUUCCGCUGUCGGUUUUUGCGAGGAAGUAUCCGAGAACAUGAUAGAUCCAGUCACUGCUCUAGCCGGAUCUGGUCCAGCAUAUGUAUUCAUGAUGAUUGAAGCUCUGGCAGAUGGUGCUGUAAAAAUGGGGUUAAUGAGAGAUCUAGCAUAUAAACUAGCGGCUCAGACUGUCCUUGGUGCUGGUACUAUGGUUCGUGAAACAAACAUUCAUCCGGGUCAGCUCAAAGAUGACGUAGCCUCACCUGCAGGAUCCACAAUAACAGCAAUUCAUCAGUUAGAGAAACAUGGAUUAAGGGCUGCGCUUAUUGGUGCCAUAGAAGCGGCGACGCAUCGAUGUAAAGAAAUUAAUUUAAUUUUGGAGAAAGCAAAGUAGUAAUUGAGUUAAAUUACUAAGCAAUAUUAGAAAAUUGAGAACCAAGAAAUGUAUACAAUCGAGAUGUAUAGAUAAAUCUUGUAACUCAAUUUAAGGAUUUAUCAAAAUUUUAACAUUCGUAGUUAUGAAGUCCUUUUACUUUGUGAACUCUUUCAAUUAAAAAUUUUUUACAAUUGGCAUUUUUCAACACUUUUGAACACUUUU